UUGUGAAUACAGCUUAUAAUGUCUUUUGCGUUCAGCAGUCACCGUGUUUGGUCGCGUGUUUUAUUAUAAAGCUAAAUAAUCAAAACUACAACGCCAUUCCAACAUGCUAAUUUUUUAUUAAUUAAAUAUUAAAAUUUAAAAUUAAUUUCGUUUUUUAUAAAGCCUAUUUAGAUCCCUACCGUAUUAUUUUAUUUAUUUUAAAAUCAAAAUUAACAUUAAAAUUAAAAGUCAAAAUUGAAUUUUAUUAUUUUUCUAAAAUUUAACUAAAUCAAAUCUCAAUAUGUCUGCGGAAUCCUUCAUCAAUUCAUUUUCAAUUGAUGAAGAAAUUGAAUGGUGGGUUGCCAACGAUGUCAAUUGAAAUCAGUGGGUAUGUUAAUGCUAUUGAUGUGUUGAAGCUUGUGGCGACCAAACACAAUCCCCGUACGCCUCUAUACAAAAUUGUAAUCAAUAAUGGCGGUAAAAUGAAAGUUCGUGUUCUCUUUUGGGCGGAGUUGGCCAAAAAAUACUCUCAUGUCCUCAAUCUUCACUCAUUUAUCACUCUGAAAGGCGCUAAAACUAAACUGAAUACGUAUCUAAACCAAAUACGUAUUGAGUUGUUAGUUUCAAAGUCUACAGAAGUAAUCGUCAGUUCAUUGCAGUACGAAAAUGAUUACAGAGAUGGCGAAAUACCAAUAGUGGCUAUGGCCGAUUUGGUAGAUGUAAAGGGUAUUGUUAAGGUUUAUAGAUAUUUGAAGCAAGAAUUCAGACAAGCUGCAACUCCUACUGGCUGUUACGCAUUCGGAGUCUUGGUCGACGCAAGAUCAAGAUUACCUUUACGUGUAAUUGGAUUUGACCCCGCUGAUUUCGUUAAGUUCCCGCAGGGUUACUUAUUAAAAGUUCGCGGUCGCUCUAUUACACCUGCCGAUGGGCCCACUCAAAUGCGUGUCGAUUCGUUUUCCGACAUUCUUAUGGAUGAAACCAUCCCGCAACUAUCAGCGGCCGAACUUCGAUUGUACGGUCUUGAAUCACCUAAAAGGAGAUUCGAGCAAAUGUAAUAGAUUAUUUUACGUUUCGCUGAGCAAUCACUCUAGCAUAGUUA
Molecule: messenger RNA, 1078 nt
Organism: Cotesia glomerata
Lineage: Eukaryota; Metazoa; Arthropoda; Insecta; Hymenoptera; Braconidae
Exons: 5
Coding region: 318-1034 (238 amino acids)
Source: RefSeq, a predicted model, not a curated record